Messenger RNA from Triticum aestivum (bread wheat), 762 nucleotides. RefSeq lists its product as uncharacterized. The record is from RefSeq and is a predicted model, not a curated record. NCBI's taxonomy places the organism in Eukaryota, Viridiplantae, Streptophyta, Magnoliopsida, Poales, Poaceae. Bases 1 to 720 code for a protein of 239 amino acids. The transcript has 3 exons.
AUGGCGGCCGGCUGGGAGGCGAGCGGGAGGGAGAUUGGCGAGAGGAAUGAAAAGAAUAAGAGGAAAGCCGAUUUUUGGGCGCCGACGUGGCAAAAACGUUUUGGGGAGGACCUGUUGGAGGCGCGCCUGGAGAUACUCUUAAUCCCCGCCCUUUCAGUCGCCUCUCCCUCUACAGUCCCCAGUAGCCCCUCCCCCCUCGCCACCCGGUUCUUUGAUCCGGUCAUCUCAGAUCUCGCGACAUUCCUGGCACCAUCGAGCCUCUCUCGGCGCGUGGAACACGAACCCGAUGCGCCGGGCGUCGCCCUUCCUCGCCCACUGCACCAUUCUGUGGAGGACAGAGGCGGGAUUGCUGGCAGUGGUGCAGGAGCCUUACUGGAAUUUGGGUCACGCACUGGGCACAUCGUUCAACCAUACAAUGCUGGAAAUCAGGUUUCGUUUUGGUGGCUGGAGAUGGAGAAACGGGCCGCUGAUGACCAUGCUGCGAAUUUUCUGUUCACUGAUAAACAUUCUGGCAUGAAAGUUGAAGGCACACUGGGUUGCUUCCAUAAAUCAGUACUUACAAUGCGUUGUUCUCGCUUGUCAAUUGAUCUUGUUUGCAAUUCAGUGCGAGCGCAUCUGCUGGUGUGUUUGAUUACCUUCCAUGUUGUGUCAAGCAUGGAGUUUCCGAUGUUAUAUUUAUGCAUAUCUAUGCUUAUGCUGAGAUGUUAUAUUUAUUCAUAGAGAGAUAUAGAUAUCUACAUUUGAAUGUUGGGGUCGUGAAAA